Molecule: messenger RNA, 525 nt
Organism: Marasmius oreades (fairy-ring Marasmius)
Lineage: Eukaryota; Fungi; Basidiomycota; Agaricomycetes; Agaricales; Marasmiaceae
Exons: 2
Coding region: 1-525 (174 amino acids)
Source: RefSeq, a predicted model, not a curated record
AUGGAUGCUUCCAAAGUGUCCCCCUCUGAGGCAGGAUCAGGAAGUAACACUGACAAUUCUGUCUACGGCGACCAUACCAAUACGUUAGGAAAGAGGUUGAUUGGAAUCGCAAUUGUCAUUGGACUCUCGCUCAUAGGAUUGUUUCUUUGGGUGAGAAUCGCAAAGUGGCCCCGUAGGAAACUCAGGAAAUUAGGAUGUACCUGUCUACCUGAGCCACGAAGGAGCAAGAAGAGUUUGGCGGAGGAGGCUAGUAGGACGAAUGCAGAGAUUGCUGAGCACCACAAUACCACGACGUCUCAGGGAAAUGGGAAUGGCAGCGGGAAUCUGAGGUUGACGAUUCCGGCCUCAGACUACAAAAGCAAACAAAGGUCACCGGAGGAAAAUGCAGCAAUUCAGACUGCCGAAGCAGAUAACAAGCAGAUCCGGGGAGGACCGAGCUUUACAUAUGUAGCUCAUUGGCCUAGCAAAGGUCGCCAUUGGGAUGAUGCUGGACUCAAGUCCACUAGUCGAUCUGCGAAAGCGUGA